Messenger RNA from Rhagoletis zephyria (snowberry fruit fly), 1116 nucleotides. The record is from RefSeq and is a predicted model, not a curated record. Lineage: Eukaryota; Metazoa; Arthropoda; Insecta; Diptera; Tephritidae.
AUGCCUCGAAAACCAGAGUCCCGGCUGAUCGCCUACCUGAAGCGGGCCUCCAACGUCUCGCCCUUCUUCCACAAGUGGUUCAGCGCCAUCCUCUACGCCGUCUGCAGCACCCUCAUCAUGCUCAUCAACAAGAUCGUCCUCACCUCCUACGGAUUUCCCUCCUUCAAGAUCCUCGCCCUGGGACAGAUGCUGGCCACGGUAGUCCUCCUCCACCUGGCCCGCGCCACCGGCAUCGUCACCUUUCCCCGCUUCAGCUUCACCGUCGUUCGAAAUAUCUUCCCCAUUCCCCUGCUCUACGCCGGCAACCUCCUCUCCGGCCUGGGCAGCACCAAGCGGCUCAAUCUGCCGAUGUACACCGUCCUCCGCCGGGUGGCCAUUCUCUUCACCAUGAUCGCCGAGUACUACCUGCUCAGCAUCAGCCAGACGGCCACCGUCCAGGCGACGGUGUACAUGAUGGUGGGCGGGGCGGUGGUGGCGGCCUUCGACGACCUCGCCUUCGACCUGCUGGGCUACCUAUACGUCCUCCUCAACGAUCUCUUCACCGCUUCCUACAGCGUCUACAUCAAGAAGAAGCUUGACGCCAAUGAUCUCAGCAAGUACGGCCUGCUCUACUACAACGCCCUCUUUAUGCUGGUACCGAUUCUGGCGAUAUCGCUGGCGGUGGACGACUGGUACGCCUGCUUCGUCACCUUCGAGCACUGGGCCUCGCCCGGUUUCGUCAUCUCCUUCACCCUCUCCUGCGUCAUGGGCUUCGUGCUGAUGUACGCGACGGUCCUCUGCACGGAGCACAACUCCGCCCUGACCACCGCCAUCGUCGGCUGCCUCCGCUCCAUACUGGUCACCUACCUGGGCAUGUUCAUCGGCGGCGACUACAUCUUCAGCGCCAUCAACUUCGCCGGCGUCAGCAUCAGCGUCCUCGGCAGUCUCAUCUACACCUACGUCACCUUCAUUCAGAAGCACAUCGGCGGCGGAAAGAGGGGCAAGGACGACGCCAGGGAGAAGGUGUCUGAGGAGGAGGCGAAAGAGGCGAAAGAGACAGAAAAGACCGCCGAAGAUCAGGAUCAAGAAUCUCAAAGUCAACAACAACAGGUUCCAGAGAUCAAGGUCAAGCAAUAA